AUGAACUGGGUGGGUGGCAGUCGAAGCAGAAUCAUAUUAAAGCAAGAAAGGAGAAAACAAAAGGAAUACUUUGAAAGAAAGAAACUGAAGUCAAAAAUGAAGCUCCUGGAAGUAUCGUCUCCUAAAAGUUCAGCAGUCAGUUUGGAUCUUCUUAAUCUAUAUGUGGUUAACCAGAUAUCAACCAAAAAAGAAAACACUGAGAACGUGAGGAGACCAGUCCACAUUGAUAUCACUGAAGAAGAAAAAAAACCCAUCAGGAGACAUAACUUAGAGCUUCCCACAUCACCCCUACGUACACAACAUAAGUCAAACUUAGAUGAUCUCCAGAGCAGGUUACAAAAGCAAGUUUUGGAAAGCAGAAGACAACAUCUCUCAGAAAAGGUAAAAUACCAGCAUAAGCUCAUUCCACAAGUAAUAGAAUUAGGCUAUGUUGAUUCUAGUAUGGAAAAUGAAGACAACACGGCAAGAGUUUUUAGUGCUUGUCCAUUGCCCUCCUCUGGCUUUCAGUUCUCUAACUGUACACAGCUUUCAGAAGAAAAUUUCAACACAAAACUAACGGGCAACUUUUGGGAACAGAUCUAUAAAAAAAAGCUGCAAAAUCAGCCAGGUAACAGCUUUGAUGAAGACCCUUGGAAUACAAACCCUCCAAGGCAGUCUAUUUUCAGGAAGUCUGAUACAGUGUCUCAGGAGCUGUUCAAGCCAUUUGAUAGGCCAGACUACAUGAAUUCUGCCAGGAAAAAUCCAGUGAUAAUAGCCAGUAAUGAAUCAGAAAACUGUGAAGGAAUAAAAGAGCCAAUAUUUGAUGUUGUGAAAGAAACUACAGGAUUGAAAGAUGGAAGUGGUUGUUCCUUUCUGGCACUAUUUGAAGAAGAGAGUCAACCAAUCCAUAAUAAUCCUUCCACAAAGCAUUUUAAUCCUUUUCCUAACCAAAGCAAUAAUGACAUUUUUUUCACUGUUCCUGAUGUUCGAAAUCAAAUUACCAACACAAAUUAUUCUUGUGACACUAGAAGAGUUUAUCCUGCAAUCAAUGCAAAAGAAGAUUCUGUAGACAGACACCUUGAAGGCAUUUUCACAGCUCCAGAACAGGUUUUCCUUAAAAGUAAUAAUGUGUCAAAUACAAGCUACAAGGAAACAAGUGCACUUCAUAAAACACACCGACAGAACUGUCAUGAGGGACAGCAUUACUUCAUGCCCUGUGAACAGAAAGAAAAAAGAGCAAACCUUGAAAAAAUUGAGACAUUUGCUUAUUACCAUGAUCAGCAGAAUAUCUUAAAGGAUAAUGUGCAGAAUUAUUCAAGAAAAAAAAGUGACGACAAGUCUGUGAAAGAAACAGCCUGGAAUCAGAACCAUGUCUUUGUGUUUGAAGAGUUUACAACAGCACAAGAGAAAGGGUAUAAGUUUGGACUGAGUUCAUAUCUUCAUGAGAUGGAAAUGUAUGUGGACUCACCUCUCAGCAGCCAGUCUUACAGUUACUCUCCUAGGCAGUCUGAGAGCUAUUUGAGCUCUAGUCCUGACACAUCUGAAGAUGAAGACACAGCCAAAAAGAAGGAAUAUCUGAAUGAACAGUCCUUGAAGGCACAUGGUGCCAACCUAUUCUCAGCCUCAGUGAGCAGAGAGGCCCCCAAGAGCUCUCACACCCGAAGUGUGGGUAUGAAGCCCAGCAGUACUUUGGCUAGAAAAGAAGCAAACAAUCUUCAGGAGAAAGACUCUAAUUUUUGUGCCACAGAUGAGGAAAAUAAAACCCACACAGCUCUGUCUCAGGGCCCAUCACACCAUGCCUUUAAGAGGGAGCAUGUCGGUAGCAGCACCAGGUGCGAUGUUUGGUCGCAGACCGAGGGCCCUGUGGCCGUAGAGAAGGUGGAUGUGGGCACCCAGUGCGGCACCCUGAGGGUGUGCAGCUGUGGGGGAUCGCUCCCCGCUGCCCGCAGCCCAGGCGGGGUCCCCCCUCCCGGCACUGCCGGCACGGCAGGAGAGCAGGAAUGGCCAGCGCGGGAGGGACAGCUGCCCGCGGGCAGCGGCAGCGCGGCCGGGACAGACGCCUUCUUUGCCGAGGCCGAGUACCUGAGUUUGGCUGGCAGGACUCUAGAGGUGCUGAACUACAUUGAUAAAAUGAAGGAGAGAGAGAAGCAGUGA
This is a messenger RNA of Camarhynchus parvulus, 2133 nucleotides long. RefSeq names its product chromosome 1A C12orf40 homolog (gene REDIC1). The record is from RefSeq and is a predicted model, not a curated record. Lineage: Eukaryota; Metazoa; Chordata; Aves; Passeriformes; Thraupidae. The coding region runs from base 1 to 2133 and encodes 710 amino acids. The transcript is spliced from 14 exons.